UGCAGAGUGAAUCCAGGGAUUGAAGAUGGCGAGUUCAACUUUAAGUCUAAUAUAUAGUAAUCGACCUCACCGAUUAACUCAGGUCGUAGCCACGAUGAUCGUAGCGCUGGGACCCCUGGCGACGGGCCUGGGCAAGGGCUACUCCUCGCCCGCCCUCGCCUCCAUGAAAACGACGCCCUCGACGAACGGCACGCACUCGCACGACUUCUCGAUCACGCCCGAGCAGGGCUCCUGGAUCGCGUCCUUGUCCUUGCUCGGCGCCUUCUUCGGCGGCAUUCCCGGAGGCCUGGCCAUGAGGCUGGGGAGGAAGAGCGUGCUGGCCGUAGUGGCCCUGCCCUUCGCGCUCUCGUGGUUCCUGACGGUGUUCGCCUCCAGCGUGUACAUGGUGUACGCCUCGUCGUUCAUGUGCGGCAUCUGCUCCGCCGUGGUGUCGCUGGUCACGCCCGUCUACAUCAGCGAGAUCGCGCACCCCGAGAUCCGGGGCUGCCUGUGCUCCGUGGCCAAGCUGACGGCCAACGUGGGCAUGCUGCUCUCCUUCCUGCUGGGCGUCUACCUCGACUGGCGGCAGCUCGCCAUGGUGGCCUCCAUCGCCCCCGCGCUGCUCUUCCUCUGCCUCAUGCUCAUCCCCGAGACGCCCAGCUACCUCCUGUACCGCGGCCGAGACGAAGACGCCGCCACGUCCCUCUCGUGGCUCCGAGGAGGACACGACAUCUCGCAGGAGCUGGAGACGAUGAGGGCGAACAUCGAGGCCAUGAGGGAGGAGUCGGAGGUCACGUGCUACCGCGAGUGGCGCCGCGACCUCAUCAAGCCCGUGCUCAUCACCUGCGGCCUCAUGGUCUUCCAGAAGUUCAGCGGCGCCAACGCCUUCAACUUUUACGCCGUGCCCAUCCUGAGGGAGGCCUUCGUCGGGAUCAACCCCUACAGCGCCGCCGUGGUCGUAGGGCUCCUCCAGAUCCUGGCAGGGAUGGUGUCGUCCGUCCUGAUAGACACGGUGGGCAGACUCCCGCUGCUGAUCGUGUCGAACAUCCUGAUGUCGACGGCGCUGGCUGGCUUCGGCACUUUCCUCUACGUGACGGGGGGGAACGGAGUCAACGCCGGCGGCCUCGACUGGAUCCCCCUGACCUGCGCCCUCAUCUUCCAGGUCGCCUUCGCCCUGGGCAUCUCCCCGAUCUCCUGGAUCUACAUCGGCGAGCUCUUCCCGCUGAAGCACCGAGGCCUCGGGGCCAUCGCCAACUCCGUCAGCUACGCCUGCUCCUUCGCGAGCGUCAAGACCUUCGUGGACUUCCACCUGCUGCUGGGGCUCCACGGGGCCUUCUGGCUGUACGCUGGCAUCUCCGUCGUCGGGCUGAUCUUCACGGUGGUCCUCGUGCCCGAGACGAAGGGCCGAGGCCUCCAGGAGAUGCAGGAGAAAUACACGCCCACCGAAAAGUACACGCCGAUAUACAACGAUCAGGGAACAGAUAACAAAUUAUUACCCUAGUGACCCUUUAACCCGAGUGAAUGUGACACUUCAUCCCGUACGCGGCGGGCGUGCGGAAAGAGUGAGACGCCCACAGACUACGAGGCGGGCGGAACUUGAGACGUGCGCCCAGACUUAGAAUCUCGUGUUUACUUUUUCUCUCUCCCCUCUUUUUGUACGUAAUAAAAGGGGAAUUAUCCAGUGCCCGUGUUCAUUCUCUCGUUCAUAAAAAGAGUGUGUUCAUAUAGAAUAUUAAUAUUAACUUCCCCUUUUGUGAGUCUCGUGUUGAGAAUAGAAUCCAUCUUUCCUAUGGAAAUUUAUUUUUAUUUUCUUAUUGCACUCUCAUCUUCUGUUUGAAUGUCAUUAGUUCCAUUUUAUUUCAUCAGUGAAUGGAGGAAUAUAUGUAAAUAUUGUACAAAAAUACCAAAUGAUUUGUAAGAUAUUCUUAAUUUAUUAGACAAUAAUACUAGUCUGUACAUAGAAAGAUUUCUUUUCUAUAUUUCUCUAAGUACUUUGUAAUAAUGACACUUAUUCUGCUAAUAAAAAAGGAUGACAACCA
This is a messenger RNA of Penaeus indicus, 2018 nucleotides long. RefSeq names its product facilitated trehalose transporter Tret1-like. The coding region runs from base 26 to 1480 and encodes 484 amino acids. Lineage: Eukaryota; Metazoa; Arthropoda; Malacostraca; Decapoda; Penaeidae. The record is from RefSeq and is a predicted model, not a curated record. Gene Ontology annotation, biological process: carbohydrate transport; transmembrane transport. Gene Ontology annotation, molecular function: sugar transmembrane transporter activity. Gene Ontology annotation, cellular component: membrane. The transcript is spliced from 2 exons.